AUGGAACCUUUUCAGCAUCAGGGACAAAUUCAGAAAUAUAGAAGGAAACUUGGAAUGCCUUAUGCUAAUUCCAACUGUAAUGGAAAAAUCUGGUUCUUUGUACAACACAAUGUUAAUGUUGAGGUUCUAUUGGAUACUGAGCAAUCCAUUACUGUAAAGCUGCAGUUUCAAGAUUUCAAUAAAGAUAUGGUGGUUACAAUGGUGUAUGCUAAAUGUUCAAAAGUGGAGAGAAUGCAGUUGUGGGACAGUUUAUACCUCUUGGCUAGUAAUAUGACAUCUCCUUGGCUAGUUGGUGGAGAUUUCAAUGUUAUACUGAAUGAAGAAGAAGAAAUAGGAGGUUUACCAGUUUUUCCACAAGAAUAUGAAGAUUUUGUUUUUUGUCUGAAUUCCUGUGAGUUGCAUGAGAUGUCUUUCAAAGGGAGUCCUUUCACCUGGACUGGUUCUGAUCAUGCACCAUUACUUGUAUCAUGUGGAGAUCAACUGGAAAAGUUUAUCAAACCAUUCAGAUUUCUCAAAUUCUGGGUGGAACAUGAUACUUUUCUUGACUUUGUUAAGCAGCAAUGGGAAACAGUCUUAACUGAUGAUGUAUUUCUGUCAUUUAAGCUCAAGAUGAAGAAACUGAAAACUGCUUUAAGUACAUGGAGUAAGACUACUUUUGGGGACAUUUUUAAGCAACAUGUUAUCAGAGAGGAAAUAGUUAAGAUUAAAGAGAAGUUGUUUGAGGAAAAUCCAUCUGAGGAAAAUAGAAUGGUUAUGCAAAGGGCACAAGCAAAACUUAAGCUGUAUCUUCACUAUGAGGAGGAAUUCUGGAGGCAAAAAGCUAGGAUGGACUGUUUUUCUGAAGAUGAUAAGAAUUCAAGAUAUUUUCAUAGUCUGGUAGAACGAAGAAGAAAAAGAAUCCAGAUUAGGAGGAUUAAAGAUGAUGCUGGUAAUUGGCUUAAGGAUGUUGAUAGUGUUGCUACUCAAGCUGUCAACUUUUUCCAUAAGCAAUUUACUCAUGAGGAGGUUAGUGAAGAUUCUCCAAUUUUUAAUCAUAUUCAAGAGCUGAUCAGAGAUGAGGAUAAUAUACUACUUGCUGAACAACCUACUAUGGAGGAAGUAUAG
This is a messenger RNA of Lycium barbarum (goji berry), 1104 nucleotides long. RefSeq lists its product as uncharacterized. The record is from RefSeq and is a predicted model, not a curated record. Bases 1 to 1104 code for a protein of 367 amino acids. The transcript is spliced from 2 exons. Lineage: Eukaryota; Viridiplantae; Streptophyta; Magnoliopsida; Solanales; Solanaceae.